UCAACAAUAAAUCCGACGUACGCUCACCGCGAGUUUCGAGAUGCUCUGUUUGGAUUGAAUGACACUAAAGCUUUAUCCCCUGUGUUGUUUUAACGAUAGGAUUGCAUGAUAGUUGGUGAGAUGAUUUCUUUAAAGCGAGAGAGGAAAGCUGAGGUGGACGACGAUGAUAACGAAGACGGAGUUGUAGCUAAAAGAGGACGAGGACGUAUAGUAGAAGACCGGAGAAGCCGCCACUGUCCUUACCUUGACACGAUAAACAGAAGUGUUCUUGAUUUUGACUUCGAAAAGCUCUGCUCCAUCUCUCUAUCCCACAUCAAUGCUUAUGCUUGCCUUAUAUGUGGGAAAUACUUUCAAGGCAGAGGUCAAAAGUCUCAUGCAUACACUCACAGUGUCCAGUUUACCCAUCAUGUGUUCCUCAACCUGCACACACUCAAGUUUUACUGUCUGCCAGAUAACUAUGAGAUCAUCGAUUCAUCAUUAGAAGAUAUCACGUAUGUUCUGAAGCCAACUUUCACAAAGCAACACAUUGCAGGGUUGGACAAGCAGGGUAAACUGUACAGAGCCUAUGAUGGUACAACCUACCUGCCUGGCAUUGUGGGUCUUAACAACAUCAAAGCCAACGACUACGCUAAUGUGGUGUUACAGGCUUUUUCCAAUGUUCCACCUUUGCGAAACUACUUCUUGGAGGAGGAAAACUACAAGGGAAUCCGCAGACCACCAGGGGACAUCAUGUUUCUCCUAGUCCAGAGGUUUGGUGAGCUGAUGCGCAAACUUUGGAAUCCAAGAAACUUCAAGGCCCAUGUGUCUCCUCACGAGAUGCUGCAAGCUGUGGUGCUGUGCAGCAAGAAGACUUUUCAAAUUACCAAACAAGGUGACGCGGUAGACUUUAUGACGUGGUUCUUGAAUGCUCUUCACGGUGCUCUUGGAGGCACGAAGAAAAAGCCAUCAAUAAUCACAAAAGCGUUUCAAGGCUCUAUGCGGAUCUUCUCCAAGAAACUUCCACACCCUGACUUGACACCAGAGGAAAAAGAAGUUCUGCUCCAGACUGAGGAGUACCAGGAGCAGAUGUCUGAGUCCACCUUCCUGUUUCUGACUCUUGACCUCCCAACAGCUCCUCUGUACAAAGAUGAGAAGGAGCAACUUAUAAUCCCACAGGUUCCACUCUUCAACAUCCUGGGCAAAUUCAAUGGCAAUACAGAAAAGGAAUACAAAACCUACAAAGAGAAUUUUCUCAAAAGGUUCCAGUUGACCAAGCUGCCACCUUACCUCAUCUUUUGCAUCAAAAGAUUCACCAAGAACAACUUCUUUGUGGAAAAAAAUCCAACAAUUGUCAAUUUUCCAAUCACAAAUGUAGAUCUUUCAGAGUACCUGACAGAAGAAGCUCAAGCUACAGAGAAGAACACUUCUUACGACCUUGUUGCAAACGUUGUGCAUGAUGGGAAACCCACUGAAGGAUCGUACAGAAUACACGUUCUGCAUCAUGGUACGGGGAAGUGGUACGAGAUGCAGGAUCUGCAGGUGAUCGACAUCCUUCCCCAGAUGAUCACACUGUCAGAAGCUUACAUCCAGAUCUGGAAGAGACAAGGCAGUAGUGACUCAAACAGCCACACGGGGGAGUAAGUGAUGCAAGACAGCUACCACUUUGAUGGAAUGCAGUUUUGUAAUUUCAUAAAUAAACUAAGUUUUUAGAUCCUUAAGGGACAAAAGUGGCAUGAGUGUCAAGAUUUUCUUUAUAGCCUCAA
Nematolebias whitei (Rio pearlfish) is the source of this 1742-nucleotide messenger RNA. It is a transcript of the gene usp39, whose product is annotated as ubiquitin specific peptidase 39. Lineage: Eukaryota; Metazoa; Chordata; Actinopteri; Cyprinodontiformes; Rivulidae. The transcript is spliced from 13 exons. Gene Ontology annotation, molecular function: zinc ion binding; cysteine-type deubiquitinase activity. The record is from RefSeq and is a predicted model, not a curated record. Bases 106 to 1620 code for a protein of 504 amino acids. Gene Ontology annotation, biological process: protein deubiquitination; mRNA processing; spliceosomal complex assembly.